Molecule: messenger RNA, 267 nt
Organism: Protopolystoma xenopodis
Lineage: Eukaryota; Metazoa; Platyhelminthes; Monogenea; Polystomatidea; Polystomatidae
Source: the annotation of a GenBank genome assembly
AACAGCCUCGCCUCGUACUCGUUCGGCGUCGACGUGGAGCGCGAGGCCGACGAGGAUUUGUCGUUGGCGGUGCUGGCGACCGAAGUGUCCGACUGCGCGGCCGUCUGCGACUGUAUCGACGACAACGGCCGCUUGAACAAGACGCAACUGCGAGCCGUGGCCGGCGGUCAAGUGGCCGAGCGAAUCGUCUUGGCUACCGAGGACCUGCUGACGGAGGAGGGCGGCUUUCCGUGCGCUCGCAUCGACGCGAUGAAGGACUGGCAGUAG